CAGAAGUUGGCAGCGCAGUCUGUAGAUUGCUUGGCUUGGAAGUGCUGGGCGCGGGGGCCGUGGUGUCUGCCACACCGCUGUGCUUCCGGUCGGAGGACAAAAAGCUAAGGCGCGGCUCUUUCCAUUGCGGUGGGCGUGGCGUGGCGACGCAACCCGCGUUGCUAUUGGCGGCGUUUGGGGGGCGCGGAAACCGAAUCCGCACAACUGCCGGGGCUGCUACCUCGGGCUCCUCUGGGCCCUCUGGCGCUGUCAUUCCCGCCAUGGCGGCGCCCUCUCUGGAGGACCCCUCACUGGAGAGGCAUUUUAAGGGCCACCGAGAUGCAGUUACAUCCGUGGACUUCAGCCUUAACAUGAAGCAGCUGGCCAGUGGUUCCAUGGACUCAUGCCUCAUGGUCUGGCACAUGAAGCCCCAGUCACGCGCCUACCGCUUCACGGGCCACAAGGAUGCCGUCACCUGCGUGAACUUCUCCCCCUCUGGACACUUGCUUGCCUCAGGCUCCCGUGACAAGACUGUCCGCAUCUGGGUACCCAACGUCAAAGGCGAAUCAACUGUGUUUCGUGCACACACAGCCACAGUGAGGAGUGUCCACUUCUGCAGUGACGGCCAGUCCCUUGUGACAGCCUCUGAUGACAAGACAGUCAAGGUGUGGUCAACUCAUCGCCAGAGAUUCCUCUUCUCCCUGAGCCAGCACAUCAACUGGGUCCGCUGUGCCAAGUUCUCCCCUGAUGGGCGGCUCAUCGUGUCUGCCAGUGAUGACAAGACUGUCAAGCUGUGGGACAAGACCAGCCGGGAGUGUGUCCACUCAUACUGUGAGCAUGGCAGCCCUUGUCUUUCCAGCUUUGUCACCUAUGUGGACUUUCACCCUAGCGGUACAUGCAUUGCCGCUGCUGGCAUGGACAACACAGUGAAGGUGUGGGACGUGCGGACUCACCGGCUGUUGCAGCAUUACCAAUUGCACAGUGCAGCAGUGAAUGCCCUCUCUUUCCACCCAUCUGGAAACUACCUGAUCACAGCCUCCAGUGACUCAACCCUGAAGAUCCUGGACCUGAUGGAGGGCCGGCUACUCUACACACUCCAUGGGCAUCAGGGACCUGCCACCACUGUUGCUUUUUCAAGAACAGGGGAGUAUUUUGCUUCUGGAGGUUCUGAUGAACAGGUAAUGGUUUGGAAGAGUAACUUUGAUGUUGUUGAUUAUGGAGAAAUUAUAAAAGGGCAGAGGUCCCCAGCCACACUGACCAGCUCUGCAGGGAAUCUGCCAGAAGUGGAUUUGCCUGUUCCUUCAGGCAGAGGCAAGAGUCUGGAGUCCAUGCAGAGCCAGCCCCAAGAGCCUGUCAGCAUGCCCCAGACGCUGACCAGCACACUGGAGCACAUCGUGGGCCAGCUGGACGUCCUCACUCAGACAGUGUCCAUCCUGGAGCAGCGGCUGACGCUGACAGAAGACAAGCUGAAGCAGUGUCUGCAAAACCAGCAGCUAAUCAUGCAGAGAGCAACACCGUGAUCAGGGGAUUAAGAAUCAGGAGCUCGGACGAUUUGGGGGGCAUUAGGCCAGAGAUUUGUACCAGGUGACUGGGGAAUCAAUAAAGGGAUUCGACUGGGAAUCACUUCUGUGCCAAGCCCCAGAAUUAUGCAGUGCUGCCCUGCACUUGGCUAUUUGCACUAGGAGGUACUCCACCUGGUGAUGGGAGGUCUGCAGCAGGCAGGGCCCUCACAGAAAGGAUGCUGGAGGCCCAGCUGGCAGAACCAUGCUUAGUUUGAUGCAAAGGAGCCACUUGCAGCAUUUGCUGUCUCAGAGUCCUAAGAUUGUGUCUCACCCUAUUGUGAGCCUUGCUACAUUUUCACCCACCUUCCAGCCCUGUGCCUGACUUUUCCCACUCCUGCCAUGGCUUCAAAGUCCACUGCUCAUUGGUUGGAUGAACCAGGAGUUUGCUCUGCAUCUGACAAAAGCCCCAGAGUGGGCCCAUCUGAGUCAGGUUUGUCCAGGAACAAGCUCUGUGGAGUGGGUGAUGGCUUUGCAAUGGCCUUGAUUUCUGUUCCACAUAUGUUCACUGGGGCCUGGCAGCUUCCUCCUCUCUGCAUGCAUGAGAGCAAAGGAAUCUGAAAAUUA
Molecule: messenger RNA, 2105 nt
Organism: Castor canadensis (American beaver)
Lineage: Eukaryota; Metazoa; Chordata; Mammalia; Rodentia; Castoridae
Source: RefSeq, a predicted model, not a curated record